UUGCAUUGGGUCAUACUUAUUAAAUAAAAAUGGCAAAUGCUUCCAUGGAAACAGUUCCGAAAAGUUUACGAAACAUGCGUGCAUGUCUACUCUGUUCUCUGAUAAAGACAAUGGACCAGUUUGAAUACGAUGGAUGUGACAAUUGUGAUGAAUAUUUACAUAUGCGGGGAAAUAGAGACAUGGUAUAUGAUUGUACCAGCUCCUCAUUUGAUGGAAUUAUAUCUAUGAUGGCACCGGAUGAAAGUUGGGUUGCAAAGUGGCAAAGAAUAAAGAAAUUUAGCCCUGGUUGUUAUGCCAUCAGUGUGACUGGUCGAUUACCUUCAAGCAUGAUAAGAGAUUUGAAAGCAAAUGGAGUUGUGUACAGGUCUCGUGACACAAGUCAGAAGGCAACUGAUUAACACAACCUCUGCAUCAUAAACCCACUAAAGAUGUAUUUUGCCUCAAUAAAGAUUAGUGCCCCACUAAUCAGAUAUGAUAUUCCUUGCGAGGAAAAAGCAAACAUUUAAUGUUUAAGUUUAAUCUCGAAAACUUGCAUAAAAUCGGAAACUUGCAUAAAAUACAGUCAUUCUUAAAUUUUUAAAUGCUGGGAACUGUUUUACAUAUUCUGUUGUUAAAUAUACUUGAUGCUUUGUCGUUUUACUUACAUCAUGUUUUAUGUUAGUAUGGAAAUGCGCAGUUUUUAUGAUAAAACGUAGCGGAUGUAUUA
Ciona intestinalis (vase tunicate) is the source of this 706-nucleotide messenger RNA. Lineage: Eukaryota; Metazoa; Chordata; Ascidiacea; Phlebobranchia; Cionidae. The record is from RefSeq.